Messenger RNA from Drosophila gunungcola (fruit fly), 702 nucleotides. RefSeq names its product C-type lectin 37Db-like. Gene Ontology annotation, molecular function: signaling receptor activity. The transcript has a single exon. The coding region runs from base 13 to 540 and encodes 175 amino acids. Lineage: Eukaryota; Metazoa; Arthropoda; Insecta; Diptera; Drosophilidae. The record is from RefSeq and is a predicted model, not a curated record.
AUCAAAUUCAAGAUGUUGAAGUACUCAACCAUUCUAUUUUUCGCAUUUAUUGAAUUUUAUCCAUAUGGAGUCUUGUCCAAACCUGUUGACUUCGUGAAAAAGUUAAGAGAGGUGGGGACUUUAGUUACCGAAAUCGCUGAAAAGCUACAGGAACCCCCGGAAAGCUUCGAAAGGAUCGGAUCAAAGUUUUAUUACAUCGAGACAAUUCAGAAGAAGAAUUGGUUUUCUGCACGGAAUACUUGUCGCAGGAUGGGCGGUAAUUUGGCUAAUAUACAGAACAGCGAGGAGCUGAUCGUCAUUAAACGCCAUGCAAAAAUUAACCGGGAAGAGCAUUACUGGCUGGACAUCACAGAUCUGGCGGAUGAGGGCCAGUUUGUGUCAUCCACCACCGGCGAGAGUGCCACCUUUUUAAAGUGGGCUUGGACAGACCCCAACAACUUAAAUGGCGUAGAAGACUGCGUUGAUUUAUACAGGGAUUUGAUGCAAGAUGACAAUUGUAAAGCAAAGAAAUAUUAUUUUAUUUGUGAAGCAGGCAAUUAAAGACAUUGUAUUCCUAGCUUUAAAAAUGCAUAACAAAAUAAAAAUAAAUUGUAAUUAAAGAUUUUUCUUUUCAAGAAUCUCAAUCCGAAAUAAGUAAAAAUUUUCAAAAGUCAGUUACAUUUUUUUCUUAACUAAACCAGCCAAGUUGGCAGCUCUAGUCCA